Trifolium pratense (red clover) is the source of this 646-nucleotide messenger RNA. RefSeq names its product protein RADIALIS-like 1. Gene Ontology annotation, molecular function: DNA-binding transcription factor activity. The coding region runs from base 181 to 462 and encodes 93 amino acids. The record is from RefSeq and is a predicted model, not a curated record. The transcript is spliced from 2 exons. NCBI's taxonomy places the organism in Eukaryota, Viridiplantae, Streptophyta, Magnoliopsida, Fabales, Fabaceae.
CAAUUUUCCCUUAACCCAAAGUCUCUACAUUGAGUCAUAUUGAGCUAGAAUAUAUAGAAUCACUAUAUUUUCUCACAAAAAAAAAACAACUCUCUUACUAUUUUGUUUUCUUUUUUAUUUGAGUUUUUGUUGAUUAUUACAUUGAAAAAAAUACAUACAAAUACCAAUAUCAUACAUAUCAUGGGUUGGACAAGAGAAGAAAAUAGGCGUUUUGAGGAUGCACUUGCAGUAUAUGGUCCUGAAGAUCCAAAUAGGUGGCAACAUGUAGCUAAUGCUGUUGGUGGAAAAUCUGUACAAGAGGUGAAAAUGCACUAUGAGAUCCUUAAGGAAGAUCUCAUUCGAAUUGAGCAUGAUCAAAUACCACUACCUACUUAUAGGGGGGGUGCUGGUAUCAAUAUCAACAAUGGAAGGAAAUUAUUUGGUGAUGAACAAAGGCGAAUGAGGAAUCUUAAUAUCCACUGAAGCAGAGACUACAAGAGCUAUGGAGUUACAUGUUUUUCAAUUAAUUUAUGUUAAUGUGAUGUGUAUUUAUAAUUUGAGUAAUUUCCCGUUAUGUUCAUCUAAAAAUUUAAUUUGAAACAAAGCAUGUAUCAUGUAAUGUAACACUUACUUUUGAUAUAUUAAAAAUUUUAUUUUAUGUAGCUUA